ACAGGAGAUGUUUGAUUGCGAGGGCGAUGCAUAGCCUCGUUUUUGAAACGCAUAUCUGGCCUGGCCUAGACACAGCACCACGGUGAUCUUGUGAGUUUCAAAACGACCCUAUAAUUCUGGCAAUAGGAAGAGCAGCAUGGAUUCAAAACGACGUCUUGCACUUGCAAUAGUUAAACAUUUAAAGACUGAGAUAAUCAGUGGCACUCAUUCUGACGAGAUCGGAGAGAGCCUUGAAGUUGCAGUUCAGUGUCUAGAAGAAGCAUACAACAUUAAAUCAGACAAAGAUAUAUCAGGACUAGAUUGUGGAAAAUCACUUAUGGACAUUUUCAGUGAUGGUCUUAAGGCACCAGAAGCAUCAGUAUCUCAAAAGGCAAUUGCUGAACAACUAAAAAUUGAAGGCAAUGACCAAAUGAAAAGUGGAUUGUAUCAAGAAGCUGUGGAUACAUACACAAAAGCAAUUCAAGUCGAUUCAAACAAUGCAGUUUAUUAUUCAAAUAGGGCAGCUGCAUUUACAAAACUUGGUGAAAACCAAAAAGCGAUUGAUGACUGUAAGGUAGCAGUUGGGAUUGAUCAAAAUUUCAGUCGGGCAUAUGGUAGAAUGGGCCUUGCCCAAAUGAACAUAGACAAAUUUUCUGAUGCAAAAGAAAGCUACAAAAAGGCGUUAUCCUUAGACCCUGAAAAUUCUGGCUACAAACAAAACCUCGAUAUAAUUGAACAGAAACUAGCACAAAAUAGAGGUGGUGCUGCUCCAGGUGGAUUCCCUAAUCUGGGUGGGCUAGACAUCGGCUCUUUACUUUCGAACCCUGCUGUAAUGAACAUGGCACAGAGUUUCAUGCAAAACCCACAAAUGCAACAAAUGUUUUCAAACAUGAUGGGUGGAGGCGGCGCUGGUGGACCUGAGGUACCCGAACAAAGUAAUGCAAACCCCGGAACUGGCCAGCCUCCAUUUAACUUCCAAGAUAUCGUCGGAGCAACCCAAACGUUUGCAGAGCAGAUGCAACGAGAUAACCCUGAGCUUACCGAACAAUUAAGGAGUCAGUUUAAAGGUCCAAACCCUGACUCAGAGAAAGAAGACAAGUGACGGAAGUAGAAAGACGUCACAAUGUGUGUCACAAUAACAACAGUUUCGAACUAAGAACUCUUCAAAUACUCGAUAAUAAAACAGUGUUAUAUUUUGAAUACAAGCCGUUUAGUUUCUUCUUUGCACAAAUACUUUUAAGUAAGCACAUUUCUUUUACAUCUAUGCUUACAGCCGCUUUUGAGAAAUUAUGGAAGGCAGAAUGUUAGAAUAUCAGUACAUAUUAGUGAAAAUUUGAAGUUAGUGAAAAAAUUAUAAGCUGUUAUUACGUGACUCAAAAUACUGAAGAUAAAAUUUUGAAAGAAACUCUCGUCCUAUUUUAAUUGAAAAUUUAAUGUUCAUUCUAGAAUUCUUUGUCUGUUUA
Molecule: messenger RNA, 1442 nt
Organism: Rhopilema esculentum
Lineage: Eukaryota; Metazoa; Cnidaria; Scyphozoa; Rhizostomeae; Rhizostomatidae
Product: small glutamine-rich tetratricopeptide repeat-containing protein beta
Biological process (GO): post-translational protein targeting to endoplasmic reticulum membrane
Cellular component (GO): TRC complex; membrane
Molecular function (GO): protein binding; molecular adaptor activity
Source: RefSeq, a predicted model, not a curated record